Molecule: messenger RNA, 2960 nt
Organism: Chenopodium quinoa (quinoa)
Lineage: Eukaryota; Viridiplantae; Streptophyta; Magnoliopsida; Caryophyllales; Amaranthaceae
Product: ubiquinone biosynthesis protein COQ4 homolog, mitochondrial-like
Exons: 4
Coding region: 1250-1933 (227 amino acids)
Biological process (GO): ubiquinone biosynthetic process
Cellular component (GO): mitochondrial inner membrane
Source: RefSeq, a predicted model, not a curated record
UAGAUAAAGGUGGUGGAAACUAGGAGGCUUUGUAAUUGGGACUAAUUUGUAGUUAUGAAUGAUGGAUUUUGAAACGUGCACUUUGAUCACGUGUUUACUUUAUUAAGAAAUACCAACUACCAAUUAUACUUAUUUGUGGUCGUGGAACUAUAUUACUAUGAAUGGCAUGUAAUCAAUGAGAACUAAUGAUCAUGGACUGUAGAAGGGAUAAUCAGCUAUCGCUAUUGAUACCAUAUUAAAGCAAAAUCAUAUCGAUUGUGGCAUAGGGGAUAAUAGCUGUAUUCAUUUUUUUUUUUGCUGCAUUUUAUGUAGCUUCGGAAACAAGUUUUUAGAAAUCAAAUAAGUGCAUAUUGGGAAUGAGCACCAGUUAGAGCCUUUAUAUUACCUUGUCGCACAUAGUAUUAUGUUUAUUCAUGUAAUUUUUUUUUUAGAAUGAGCAUCAGUUAAUUGUCAUUUCGAGCCUUUAUAUUACCUUGUAGCACAUAGUAUUAUGUUUAUUCAUGUAAUUUUUUUUUUUAGAAUGAGCAUCAGUUAAUUGUCAUUUCGAGCCUUUCUCCCUUUCUUCACAACAAAAGUACCAAAAUCACCUUCACCAUCAUCAUCUUCAUCAUCAUCAACAUUCAAUUCAACUGUUCUAGGAACAAAUUUAGGUGUCGAAGGAGACAUAAAUGUCGGAUUGCGUGAUUUUCUGACAGAAUGCGGAGCUUCCGAAUGAUGUUGAUCGGGCUUAACGAUGAAAGUGACGGAAAUGUCAUCGGAAGUUUCGGCGUCGAAAUCAAAGGAGCCGGCGCCGCUGAAGUCCUUGGGAAGACGCUUGAGAAGAGGAGGGAGAGAGUCGUCGUCCAUGUCAUCGCCGGUGGUGUUGUGGACGACGAAGGUGGAGAAAGUGUUGUCGGAGGAUUUUGCCAAAAUUGAUGGUGUUGGAGGUUUUUGACCACGUCGAGGCAGUGGCGGACCCACAUGUAGUCAUUGUGGGUCCAGUGACACACUAUUUUAAAAAUAAAAUAAAAUAAAAUUUAGAUCUAUUUCACAUUUUCACGGUACUCCUUGACUCCAUUGAAGCGUACUCGAAAUUCUCCAUUGAAAGGGUUUUCUCUCCUCCACUGAAGCAGUCUCAAAGGGUUUGGUUUGUGGAGCGUACUCGAAAUUCUCCAUUGAAGCGGCUUCUGACUUUCUGAGCUUUCUCUCCUCCAUUGAAGUAGUCUCUAAGGAUCACUAUUUUGGACUUUGCUUUAAGCGAGUUGCUGCCAUGAUAGGAAGUGCCCGUGUUCGGCUUAGUGGUUGGCAGCAGGCUGCAGUUGCUCUUGGUUCAGCUGUUGGUGCACUAGUUGAUCCACGAAGAGCUGAUCUCAUAGCAGCCUUGGGAGAGACUACUGGAAAGCUUGCUUUCGAAAAAGUUCUUGAAAGAAUGAAAAGAAGUCAAGAGGGCAAAGCAAUUCUCUUGGAAAGGCCACGAAUUAUAUCUGCAAAUGUUGGGCAUGCAUGGGACCUCCCUGAAAACACAUUUGGGGCUGCAUAUGCCAAGUUCAUGGGAUCAAGGAAUUUUUCUCCAGAUGAUAGACCACCUGUACGGUUUUUGGACACUGAAGAGUUAGCAUAUGUGGCUAUGCGGGCUCGAGAGGUGCAUGACUUCUGGCACACUCUCUUUGAUCUUCCCGCAAACUUAUUGGGUGAGUCAGCUCUGAAGGUAAUAGAGUUCCAACAAAUGCAUCUUCCAAUGUGCUUCAUGUCAGUCAUAGGAGGUUCAGCAAGAUUCAACUCUAAACAGAGAUCACUUUUCUUUGAGCAUUACUUACCCUGGGCCUUGCGUGCUGGAAUGAACUGCACAGAUUUGAUGUGUAUAUAUUAUGAGCGCCACUUCGACGAGGAUCUGGAUGUUGUUCGGAGAAAAUGGGGGAUCAUUCCUGCUCCUCCCCUUGCUGCUAAGGUUUGAAAUAAUAUAUGGCCAAGAGUAACUUUUGUUUAAGACUCUUGAUUUCCCCUCAUAUACCUAUGUUAAAUCCUUCACACUGACAUGGGCACUUGACAGUUGACACUUAAUUUAGGACCAAAUCAUGGAAUAAACUUGUAAAAUAGCAGAUUCUGACACUCGGGUGUACCCAUGUCCGAAUGAAUGUGUCGGGGCAAACAUAGAAACGGAAAGCAGGUGUAGUGUAGUGUUACCUGGAGUAUGAAUCUGAAGCCCGAAGUCCAUCUUUGGAUUUUGUAGUGACAGUAAGACAACUAGAAAUCUUUGUUUUAGUAUACUGAGACAGCAACUUGAGAGUCCAGGAGUGGCCUUUUUCUCCCACUUUGCAGGGUAUUAUUAGCUAUUGCCCUUGGUUAUGAAUCCAGGAGACAUGCAAUAUCCUAAUGAUCAACAUUAUGGAUUAGCAGCUGCUUUAGGUUUUCAACAAGUGCUGCUAUAAACAUUAAAUUGGAUUUUUUAGUGUUGUGUUUGUCACUUAGUCUAAUUGUUCUCUACUAAAUUUAGAGUGAUAAAAUUGUUACUUCGCCAGGUCAAACUUUCUGCUCCGUUGAUCUAAAUGAUAAGCGGCAAGACAUGCCCAUGAUAUAUGUUAUUCAUUCUUCAACAUGUGGUCACCUGGCAAGAAGGAUCGAUAUGAUGCAAGGUAAUUUAUGCCAGGAAAAAAGAGGUUUAACGGUAGUAGCCUAUUAGGUAGACUUUGCCCGAUAUUUGGUUCUGGAUUUGUUGGUUAUCCUUUGUAGUUUGUAUGAGGGCCAACAUCAUGUGUACUUUCAAAGUAUGAGGAAUUAAGAUCUUCGGGAUCAAUUUAGAUCAAAUGUUUUACUUGCCACUUUUCUUAGAAGGAUGGAAAGUACCAACUGCCAUGAUAAGGGUGGAACUUACCAAGGGAAAUUUACUUGUUUUGUACUCCAAUAAUACUCCCUAAUUUGAAGUAUGGACAAGUGCCCAUUAUUAAAAAAAAAAAAAGAAAAAGGAACUACGUAUUGCACUA